This is a messenger RNA of Lingula anatina, 5428 nucleotides long. RefSeq lists its product as uncharacterized. The record is from RefSeq and is a predicted model, not a curated record. NCBI's taxonomy places the organism in Eukaryota, Metazoa, Brachiopoda, Lingulata, Lingulida, Lingulidae.
UUGUACGCAUUUCUUUGAAGAGUUCCAUUCUGUCAGCGCUGAAGUUAUAAGGAUUCCAGGCUGCCUGGUCAUCACCAGUUUUCAUUUAGACGCUCAGAGACCAUUUUCAUCGUAGGCAGUCACCCAAGUCUCCAGGAAAAGAGGAUGCAAAUACAGAAGAUCAUUUAAUAUGUAGCUGCAACAGGAAGUGAUGAUACAGGGUGAAGAAGAAACCAAUGACAAAAUUAUCAUCUUCAUCUACAUGCAGCAAGCAGUUUCCUUUUCACAACGAGUGCACAUGGGUUUUUCUCUCCAAAGCCACAAGAACAAGAAAAAGACAUAACAGCAGUAUAUGAAGAUCGGCAUUGUUGAUGCGUAGUCUAUGAUGUGCAGCAGUAACUCUCAUGUAUUCCUUAUAACACAGCAACAUAAUUGUUACCCAAGGGCGCCUUAGCACCCAAGCCUACAACGUUGCAGCAGCAACCCAUGAUUUGCUUUCACAUUUUUUUUAUGAGCAACAGGAGGAAGAUUUCUAAUGAAUAUGUGAACGAGUGUGCAAGCCAUCGUGUUUUUGUUCUGCUUGAUGGUGAAAAUUGCUGUUCAAUGAGGAUACGACAUCUGUACCAGUGCCGUCUAUACGGUGGCAGUCUUUCCUCUACAGCAAUUUGUCUGCAGGUGAAUGAGUAAAAAAAAAAGAAAUUUAUCAAGGGGGAAACUAAGCAGCAGUAGCCCUGUCUGUAUUUCAUUCCCAUUAGAAGACAUCUAAAUCAGGGUGCAGCGUUUGCUGUGCUGGCACUGUGAUAGAAACAGCCAUAAUUUUCAACACAGAGUUAGCUACAAGUGAAUAGGAAUACUGAAUUGAACUGUGAUUGUUGCUGCCCUGUUUUUUUUUUUUUUUUUUAUUUGUAUUCAGAAACAGGAUGUGAAGGCUUCAUUGGUGAAUGACAUUUUCCAAGAAAGAAAGUCUACUUGGUUUGUUCCUUUUAAUACAAGACUAACUGUCACCAAUGCUAAAGAUUUCGAAUUUGUUAAACGAAAGUGCGCAGAAAAAAAUCCAUUUUUUUUUUUUUUAACAAAUGUAAUCUAGAAUUCGGAAGCAAAAAAUGUCACUUUGACCCUGACAAGAGAGAACACUAUGUUCAACUUGGAAAUGAGUGCUCAGUUUACACAAAGAGGAUCUGUGUCCUGCACAUAAUUCAACCACUCAUGAUUUUAUGCCAGCUACAAAUGGAACUACAUUAACAAAUGCAACAACUACAACAACUGCUGCAGUUACAGUAACAGCAGCUGUGGAGCUUUUGACAAUGACGGCAUCUGUAACAAGUUAUACCAGUGCAGUUGGGUCGAGCAGAGUAACAGUUCACACGAACUUAAGUACAAUGACAGGGUUCAGUUCAGACAAUACCUCCCUGGCGCCAGAGCCGGAACCUGAACCUGGGUCUGCCUAUGCCGAGCCUGAACCCGAGUGGGAGGAAGCCAGGGAAUUGUGGGGGGCUGCGUGGCCAAUUCACUUGUAUGGAAUUGGUUCUUUAUUCUUACUCCUGGCUGUGUUUUUACUUGUCAGCAUAGUGAGGUUAUAUAGAAAGAGGAAUCUGCUUAGCAGAGGAUAUUUUCUUUCCCUGACAGGGUUAAUGUUACUCAUGGCAUCCACAAGGACUAUAUAUCUUCUAGUGGAUGGUUAUAAUGCUAACAACACAUUCCCACGAUUUGUCUCAUAUUUUUUAUACACGCUGACUUUUCCAUGUAUUACAUCCGCAUUCAGCAUCUUAUUUCUUGCCUUGCUUCGAACCACCAGAAUGCAGCUGCUGUCUCCCAAAAUCCAAAAGGCAAAAUAUUUGGCUGUUAUUAUUGGCAGCCAUUUUGGAUUUUCUAUACUCACAGACAUCAUAGUGGGCUAUUUCGUCAGUGCGAAACUGAUGCUUUUUCUCUGCCAGCUGGCAUUUAUAUUAUGGGGAUUCCUGAUAUUCAUUGGAUAUUUAUAUAUUUUUCGAAGACUUUACACAGCGGCACUGAAACGCCAACGAGGGAUGGAGAAGCUAGCAUCAAGGCAUAUUGUUCACACAUACGGCCGAGUUCGCCCAUUCCAUAAAUCAUAUCAGUUCACAUUAAGCCUGGCUGUGAAACUUGUCCUAGUGGCAGCUAUACUUGGAUGUUUAAGUGCAAUGUUGAAAGUGUAUGCUUUGGUUGGAGUGUAUGGGGUGUUCUCCACCCAGACUCCUGAACCCUGGCCGUGGUGGGCCUUUAAAUUUUCAUUCAGGAUACUAGAACUGUGUCUGUGUGCGACCAUGUCUUACGUUGCCACUCAGCCUUUCCGCUACCACCAUCGGCCAAACAAUGACCACUCUGCUGACAAUUGCGGCCAGUCGUGCGGCAUAUUGUAUUUCUCACCCUGUCGGAAUUUAGUAGAAUGUAGUUCAGUGGAUCAACAGGAGGUGUCGAACCUCCAUUGGGACGACGGCAACGACGACGACCUCAGCAGCUCUCUGGGAUCAAUGGCGGAAGAACACAUGGUAACUGGAGGGGGUGGAGGCGGGGAGGAAGACAUCAACAUCAUUCACGAUGCUGGCCCGUUGGUUCCGGAAGAAAUGCUUCCUUUAAAUCGCUAUGCAGGGGUGGACGUCCAUCAACAAGUGGGGGACUCGCCAUCUCCCCUCACACCCAGUACUUCCUAUCUCAACAGCCCAGCCAGAGAAAAACCUACUGGGCCUGUGUUCAAGUCAACCAUAGAUGACUCGGAGUUAACAGCAGAACCUGUUAUAAUUCGCCAGCUCGACAGUGAGCCCCAGAGUGGUAUUGUUGCCAAAGCAAAGGAGGGCGGGAGUUCUCAUGCCUGUCCGUCCUCCACCCACACACAUCACCCCAGUGCCAUAAGCUGUCUCCAGGGCGAAGAUAGCUCGAUGCCAAAAGAGCCUCCUGCAACUGAAUCUCUACUGGAACCAAAGGAUGCCUCGACUGUAGAUAAUGGCUCGAUGCAGAAGAUUUGGGACUCGGACCAAAAUGGCGACCUUAAACCAGGAUCAGAAAGGUCAAACAAUGGAAAAACUGGUGCUGUAUUACCGGCUGAAACAGAUUUGGAUACUCAGGCAACAAAUACCACAGGCAGCAAUACAGAGGCAAGGGCCAGGCAGUCUCCUCCAGCACUGUCUCAACAAACACAAUCCCAACUACCGCAAUCACAACUGUCACAAUCAAAACUUUCACAGAACAAAGCUGUGAAACAAUCACCGACUAGUGAGACUUCCAAAUUUAAAACGAGUAGCCUAAUGAAAAGAAAAAAUAACUCGAGUCCAUCUAAAAGCAAACGGAAUAAUGACAACAAGCAGAGCAGUCCCGAGUAUCCACAUGAUAAAUCUAUCGAUGCUCAGAGCAGAGUGUUACUAGGGUCUCAGAGCCAAUAUGGCUACUCAGUUCUUAACAAUAGUCCUAGCCCAACACAAGAAGUCACUCAGCAAAAUAAGACCAAUACAAAGAUGAACAUUAAGAACAGCCAAGCUGUGACGGCUCCUGUGAAACCAGCAGACAAACCCAAACACCGAUUUUCUUUCCCAAAGCUUCUCUUUAGAAGUACAUGUGAUUCUGAAUUUAGAAAAGCAAGUAAAAGCAGUGAAUCCUCAUCAAAAUCAGACUCUGACCUUAACUCUGGUAUCAUUAUCACGCCGGAAUCGUCGUCCAGUACUGACCAGAACACACUGGAGGAAGAAGUAAACGGAGUCCGUAUUGCAAUGGAUAGGUUGAAUUCACAGUUACAUUGUGAUGUUUAGUUGUAUAAGGCUAGAACCUGGACUACUAUACGUCUCGUUAAUGUUUGACCAGUGGUUUUACAUAGACCAUUUUGUUUAUAAAUUUGAAAAGUUUUUGUGUUUAUUUUUAAUUAGAUUUUAUUUAUUUAUUUAUUUAUUUAUUUAUUUAUUAAGAGUUCUAAUUAUUGUUUUGCAUAAGAUUUAUAUGGAAAAUUGGUCAACUUGGGAUUGUCAGCUUUUCAACUGAUUUAAAAGCUAAAUUUCAAGAGAGAGAAGCUACAUUAUAUUGUUGACUUAUUACGAUCUAAAAGAAAAAAUAAUACUUCAGUGUUUUCUUUUUUAUGUUGUGAUAAAUAGAGAAAUAAGAGUUGUAUGUUUUGGUGUAUUUAUCAUGUGUAUACUGUUACAAAGGUCAGUUUACCAUUUUGCAUUAUUUUAUUUAUAUUUAUUCUUUACAAUCAGUGGUAUGGGGUAUAUUUUCAUGCUUUCUUUAAGUACUGAUCACAUGCAAAAUAUUGUCAUAUUUGCUUGUAUAUUUUGUGUUCUUUUAUGAUUAAAAUUUAAGUGCUGGGCUAGGAAAUUUUUAUUUUACAUGUUUUGAAUAUUCGCAGUUGUUACAACAUUUUUGUUCCUGUUUUUAAAUCUCAUUUUUUGAAAAAAAAAAUUAUUUAUAUAGAAAAGGUGAAAGUUUAUUCUAAAUAUAUUGCUGUGUAAGUUGCGACACCUAUAAACAGCUGCAAUUUUUUGACAAGUGAAUAAACUAGAAUACAUAAUGUUACCGUUUUUAUGGAUUGGGUAAUCGCCUCUUUCUGAUAGCUGUGAAAAGAUGUGUAAUUAUUCAGAACCUUCUGAAGGGUAAAGUUUAUUUGGUUUCUGCAUGCUUCAGAACAAGGUAUUAUUUAUAAUGAUUUAUUUAGAUAUUUAGUUUUGAGUCUGUUCUCGUUUUGCGUACUCAAAUUGGUACAACACUGUAAAACAUACAUAGAUUUGAUUUGAUUUCGCUUUUUAAAAGAAAGUUUUAUUUAUUUUUGAUUAUUUAUUUAAUUUUUCAUACAGUGAUACCAGUAGGAUAUAUUUGGAAAGCUUUAAUCGGAGCAAUGGUUUUGAAGUGUCUUGAAUAGGUAUCUAAUUAUUUUAUGAUAUUAAUCUGAGAAUGAACAAAUAUAAAUUCAAAGUUGUAAAAAUGAUUAUUCAAGAAAGUGUUGUUGUGUGUGUGUGUUACAGAUCAUUAUUUUUCUUAUAUAUACAAAAGAGUAUGUUUUAACCCUCUAACAAGUCAAAGCAGUGAAUUGAGGUGUUAUCCUCUGUGGUUUCUCUGAAUGAUCAACAGUGGUUUAAGUGCAACAAAAAGAUUUAAGAAUUUUGUUGCUUAUUAUACAGUUCUCUAUAUUUAUGCUUUUGCACCAUGUGAUUAUAGGCUUUUAUAGAGUGUGUUUUUGAUGUAAUGUGAUCAUGUGCUUGGCAGCCUUUUUUUUCUAUUUUGUUUUUUGAGCAGAGAUUUUUGCUCUUUGAUGGCCUAUCUAGAUAUUAAUGAGAAAGGUAUAAGAUAUUAAUGAGAAAGGUAUGUCUGAUAUAAAUGGAUAUCAUUCUGAAUGUGUUCUUUUGUUUUUUAAUACUUUACUUGAAUUUGUCUUAUAUAAUUUGGAUAUGUUAUGAAAUUUUGUAUUUGGGUAGCAGUGGACCUUGCAAAUAUCCCUCUAGUCAAAAAA